Molecule: messenger RNA, 33008 nt
Organism: Porites evermanni
Lineage: Eukaryota; Metazoa; Cnidaria; Anthozoa; Scleractinia; Poritidae
Source: the annotation of a GenBank genome assembly
AUGAAUGAUUCCAUUUCUACUCGUUGCGCUAAACUCAAUCAGAUUUUUGCUGGUAAAACUGUCGGUCGCAAGAGCUCGCCGAAUGGCGCCGGCUUUACUCGAGAGGCUUUGCUGGAUGCAUUUCUUUUACUGUUCGAAGAAUGCAGCUCUGAAUUUAUGCUCAAGGACAAGAACAUAUCUGGAUUUGUGAAGAAAUGUAAGUAUAAAGAGCUUUAUUGGUCACAGAAAUCACUUUAUUUCUACCACAUGCAUGGUUCGAGGCAAGGUAGCUCAAGGUCAGUCGAUUAUAAAUUUGGUCUGCUGAUCGACUUCGCUAGCUUGACACGAUCUCGAUGCCAGUGAUGAUCAAUAAAAUAAGCCUUACUUAACAAUUUUUUUUAUAUUUUCCUAAUCACACAGACCAACCUGUGGUUGAUGAUCUUCGAAAACUUUGUUUAAGCAAAGACGAUUUCAAUGUUCUUAACACCAUUGGCAGAGGACAUUUCGGACAGGUACCCUGUAAUAAAGGUCUCAGUAAGCUUUUAGCACGUCAGACGUUAAGUAAUGUAAAAAGUCUACCUUAUUUUUUAACUUUUUGGGUUAUUCUUAUGUAUAAUUAGACGUAUUUGAGUUUAAUGAUGCUUCACUGCAUACCUGCCAAGAAACUAACGGAAUAAAAUACCAGAAAUGUUUUGGUUAUUUGCAUCUUCUAUUUUUAGGUCUAACAUUCCAUGUGCAAUAUACAAUGUACAUUUCAGGUGUAUAGCAGUAUAAUAUUACUUUUUCUUAUUUUGGGCAACAGAAAAGGCAAAUAAACAAAAUUAUCAGUAAUGACGGUUCAUUCUGAUCUGAAUGCAUGGUUUUAAGUUAAUUUUUUUAAACUUAAAAUUAGAAAAAGGAAAAAAUUUACUUCACCCCCCUUUAUUAUUGUUGUGGUAAUAUUUUAGGCCAGAGUACAAACUUUCAUCACCUAUUUUACAGGUUCAAGUUGUCAAAGACAAACAAAGUGGUGAUGUAUUUGCUAUGAAGACAUUGAACAAGACCCAAACUUUAGCUCAAGAAAGUGUAAGUACAGAGUGGAGACAUUUUUAACUACUUAAUUGUGGCAAGAUUAGCUAAGAGGGUAACCCGGGAUUCCAGUUAAUUCUUUCAAGGGGUGAUGGGGGGGGGGGUCAUAUAGACCAUCUGAGGGGUCACCAAGACCAUGUGCGAAUUUUUUUUGUUAUAUUUAAGUUAACACUUAUAUGUCAUCAGUCUGGUCAGGAAGCCUUCUUUGGUGGGUCAUUGACCCAAGACCCAUCUCUUAUCUGGAACACUGGUUGUCUGCAGAGUGGGAUGGUGUGGGGCUGGUUCCCAUGACUGGAAAAAUACUCAGACAGAGUCUGAGACUGUUUGUAGGGACACGGGGGAAAAAAAGGCAUUAGCUGACCGGCACAUUCCCAGAAACAAUAUCAUGAGACACAUAUUGGCGCGAGUUCCCUUCACGUUUCUGAAGUGCAAAUGGACAUCUCUGUAAUGGAAAGAUUUGUAGAGGAGUUUGACUGUAGAUGUAUGUGUAACCUUCAAACGGGGGUGUACGGUUGAGAGCUGAAAUAUGGAGGGAUUGCAUGAACAACGAUUUAUCCUCUAAAAAGUGUAAAAAUUAACAAUUUCAAUGACUAAGGCUAACUUGUUUAAAGUUGGGCAAAAUUUGAAAGUCACUGACUGUAUUUUUGCCAAUUUAUUUUUAUUUUUUUUUGUCCACUAUUAGGUUGCAUUCUAUGAUGAAGAAAGAGAAAUAAUGGCAUUGUGCAACUCUCCCUGGAUAACAGCACUCCAGUAUGCCUUUCAAGAUGCCCAUAAUCUUUAUCUUGUAAUGGACUACCACCCUGGUGGUGACUUGUUGUCGUUACUUAGCAAGUAUGAUGAUGUGUUGGAAGAGGAAGUUGCAAGGUUUUAUCUGGCAGAGAUGGUGAUGGCUAUUCACAGCCUGCAUAUGCUUGGUUAUGUUCAUAGGUAAGACAUAAGCUGCCUUAUUACUAUUGAGCCUGCGUAGCACGUGUUUCUGCGCAGUUUCGGAGCAAAGAAAGACCGAGAAAUGGGAAAUGGCCGCAUGAAAAAAAGAUCGAGAGCCAUUUUUCAGACAAGCUUUCUUUGUUCCAAAACCACACAGAAAUGCUUGCUAUGCAGGCUUAAUACCAUGUAACUGAUUUAGCUGUAAAUUAAUUAGUUUUUGCUGUGGUUUUCAACAAUGUGUGUCCUAGUGUAUGUCAUGACCUGCCUAGUGUUUUCUCUUUAAUUUUAUCAUCUUUCAUAAUUAGUUAUAACUGAGAAAAUCAAUGGUAGCAGCCGGAGAACUUCAUGAAAUAUGAACAUAGGUAUAUAAUUUCACAUGUGAAAUAGAGCCAUAGUACCCUCUGAGCCUGAGAAAACUGCUGACAUUUCAAGACACCAAUGCUGGUGUUCCUGAGAAUCAAAGUCGGUAGAAUGAGUGAGAAAUUCCAUCUUGAUGAUGUGUCACUUACCCAGGUCUGGGUAGUGCUUCUGAUUGAUUGAAAAUUUGCUUCAACUAAUCAGAGGCACCAGUGACCCAGGUCUUGUUAGUGACACAUCAUCAGGAUGGAAUUUCUGAAUUUAUGUUGGCUGGUUUAAUGUACAACUAGCCAGAUACCUACAGCUGUAUGUCAUUCUGAGUUUAAAGCUUAAGUUAAGUCAAGUAUAAGAUGCUUUUAACAAAAGGUGUGACACAAACUGAGUGAUUAAACUGACUCUUACCUGUGUUGAAAGAAAAAGCAAGACAUCUGAUUGGUAUUUAAAAGCAUAUAUUUCAUGAAUUACAUCUAGCUACUAAAAUCCGGGGACAGAAGUGUAGUGCUACACAUCAAAAGAAUUAAAUGGAAAAAAAUAUUUAGCUUCUCCUGCUCAAUUUCUUUGCAUAUAGUUCCUGGUAACCUUUUAUUGAACUCAAACAUUGUGAUGAUCAUUUUUUCUGAAGGGAUAUCAAACCUGAUAAUGUUCUUGUUGAUCGGACUGGACAUAUUAAACUUGCUGAUUUUGGCUCAUCUGCCAGGCUUGCAGCGGACAAAAAGGUGAGAAACUUUUAACUAGAAAUCCUAUGGUAAUUCUCAAAAUUCAGUGGUUUGGAAUGCAUUACGCAAGUGUUACCACACAAAUAAAGCUAAUUUUAGAUGAAUAAGAGCAAACAUUGAGGGUAUGGGUUUAAUGAAGGGAAGGCUUAAUUUGCAAGGGAACUCUUAGAAUACAGGCUACUCAGGGUUAUCAUAAGUAGCUACAAUCCUGGACAAAACUACUUGAGAAAAUGUUUUCAUUAAUGCGCCCUACCUAACGCAACAAAACUGUUUCCAAAUCAACGGCUUUACGUAAAGAAAACCCCCUCCCCCAGUUCAAAGUUAUAACUUCCUACACAUGCUUAGGGAUCCGGCUUUCUUUUGAAGACCCAACAACACUGUUUCCAGGAGGAGGGGGGAGGGAAGAAUCGGUCGGCUACGAAGUUUAGAAAAAAUGCCCCAUAAGUAUGCAAUUUUCUUAACAGUUUUGUUUCAAGAUUGUAGCCUGAAAAACAGCCAUUUCUCCUCGCUCUGCGCCGCUGGGGACGUUUUGCAAGAAUUGAGGAACGUCUGCGACUCAGCGACAGAAAUUCCAUACUGAUAUGACAUAAAUCAGUGUUUACAUUAGCAUAUUAGCAAGAUUUUGGCUCUCUAUCCCUCCUCCGUAGAAGUUCCUGAUGGGUAUCCCAACAAAAAUAGAUAUAAUAAAAAAAUAGAAAGCAUGCAGGGGAGAGGCCUCUGGGAAGGGAGAGGAGAUUGGUUACAGCAAAUUUGAAUUCAAUUAACAAACACAGAUUAAUUUAACCUCCUACCUGUAUUUCAUCUGCCAAAUUAAGAUUGAAAACAUAUAAUCAAUACAGCUAUGUUUUAUGUUAGGAUGUUAACCCACAUGAUGGUGGACUUGUGUUAAACUUGAAAAAAUACAACUAGUAAUUUAAAGAUUCAUGUGUUUAUUGAAAGCUGCCUGAACAAUCAUGCAUUUGGUGAACUGUACAAUAUUAUAAUUAUUGUUGGUUCUAGGUGCAUAGCAAGAUGCCUGUCGGCACUCCAGAAUACAUAGCCCCCGAAGUACUCACAAGUAUGGAUGGUUCAGGGGGGCCAUAUGGCUUGGAGUGCGACUGGUGGUCCCUAGGAGUGGUCGCUUAUGAAAUGUUGUGUGGACAAACACCCUUUGAAGCUGACUCUGUUGUUAUAACUUACAGCAAGAUUAUGAACUACAAGGUACUUGACAACGUGGAUGUUGUUAGUAAAAAAUAAGACAAAACAGUCUUCAACUAAAAAACUACAUUUGAUACAAUUUGUCCAUUAUGAAGAGGGAUUUUUUGAAAUUACAUGAUUUCUACUAGAAUUUUCUUGCAAUUUCAAGAUUUUCUGAUUCACAGUGAGAUUUGGAGGCUAAACCGUCGAGACCAUGGGCUGACAGCCCAAACCGUUAAGUUGGAAGGUCUGUGAAGGUCCUAAGUUUCUAAUACCUUGUGGGAACCCUUGUCCAGUGAAUAAAGCUAAAUUUCAUGUACAUGUAUACCCUCGUAAAAAAACAAACUAGAUUAUACCACGCUCUAGUCCUUCUAUUGAGCACUCUGCUGAAAGGUGUGUAUAAGUAUCAACUGGUGUAUACCCUCCUAAAUAUACUUUGCCUAAUUUCUAGUGCUUUACUGUUAUUGUAGAGUUCUCUGAAGUUUUCUAAGGAUGUUCAGGUCAGCAAAAAUGCCAAAGAUAUGAUUUUCAAUCUGUGUACUGAGAGUAAAGAUAGGAUGGGUUAUGAAGGACUCACUUGUCACCAGUUCUUCACGGGCACAGACUGGAACAACUUGCAAGAUAGUAAGUGCAAGAAUUUCAUGUAGGUUUGAAAAAAAUGUAAUGAGCAAAUGAAUAAUGAUAGAUCAUACUAGCAGUUAUCAAUUUUAUAAAGUGAGGAAAACAGAAAAAAGUCAGGAAAAUACUCAAACAAUAAUAUUCUGGAACCCUACUGGACACGUCUAACGUUACUGAAAGUCAAAGAUGUUGACGCCUCGUUGAAGAGACUCGCGCCAAAAAAGCUAUUAAACGUUACAGUUUUUGAAAUUAAUGAACAGCAAUGCUUAAUGCUGGCAUUCUUUUUCAUCAACUGAGCAUUUUCGUGUGCUUUUGUAAUUUUCCAAAAACUUCUAGCGACCAGACCAACCUUUAAUGACUGAGCAGAAUAUACAACUUGUAAGGGGAGGGUCUAGGAAGCACAAGGAAACGACUUUCUAUUUUUUUUAAACUUAGAUGCAGUCUUUGAGAAUUCAACCCUAGAAAAAUUUACCAAUAUUAAACAAAUUGAAGGACAUUAAAUGAGAGUGUUGAAUUUUGAAAUAGUAUGAAUACACUUUUUAAGAGACGUUUUCGGCACCGUCGGUAGUAAUUGUUUAAGCUCCCUAUAUGGUCAAAUGAUUGACACUAUAAUUUAUUUUGUUUUAGCUGUACCCCCAUACGUACCUAACCUGGAUGGCGCAGCAGACGUGUCGCAUUUUGACGAGUUCGAGCCCGAAAGCCCUGAUCCAAUUUUUCAUUUGGAGAAGUACAGAUCAGCACACGAAGACAAGGGAUUCACUGGAAAGGACCUUCCUUUCGUAGGUUUCACUUUCUCUCGGAACCUCGCCAUCAAUCUCCCGUUUUCGCCCAGAAAGUAAGUGCUCGUUGAGCAUUAGUGCUCAUACACUCGAACACAUACAUAUAUAAAAAAGUCUAUGCAAAAAAAAAGUUGAGCUUAACCUUUCUUUAUGACUCGCAGUCUUUCAGAGGGACAAUGAUUAUUUUAAUUGGACAAAAUUGAGUAGGGUCGCCUUUUUUUGCUGGGUAGUGUCAGAUCAGUGUUCUUACGAAAGAUUUUUUUUUCCAAGAAUGGUGGACAAAGACAAAAGGCACAACCCAUAUAGAAAUAUUGUAAAAGUUUCUACCGAAAUAACGGUUUUUUUGUUUAUUUUUUCGUUCAAUCUCUAUGAUAAAACAUUUAUCUCUUCAGAGAAAAAAGCCCUAUGUUUACCUUAUGUCUAGUUUUAUUUUUGUGUUUUUUUUUCUGAUCAAUGAAGUUCCUAACGUCCGUGAAAUAAGUUACCUAACUUUGAUCACGGUUAUUAGAACAAAGUAUGUUUUCUUUAUCUGCCUACAGACCCGGAAGUCUUCCAAAUUCCCCAGCAGGCUGUCCCCCUAGUCGCCUUGAGAGAAAGCUGACUAUCAAGGCAAGAGAAUUAAAGGAUGCGUUACAAUCUUGUCACACACUUAAGGAUGAGAGUGCUACCAUGAAAAAGACCUUGGAUGAUUUGCAAACUGCACUGGAAGAGAAAGACAAAAUGUUACGAAAUGCUGAGUAUGAAAGGGACCUUCUGGAAAAGGAGAAAGUACUCUAUGAUACCCAAGUAAAGGUAGGUCAUUUAAACGUCCGGUUUUUCAGUAAUGUCACGUUGCCUUAUUUAUGCAAAAUUGUCAAAAUACGUCAAUGAAACCUUCUCGUUCACCUUUGUGCCAUAACAAGGAGGGUAGCAUUAACCAUAAGGUAUCUCUGUCUCUGUUGGCUGCGGAAGGAAUUUUACUUUUUUUCAGCAUGUUUCCUAGCGUACGGAAAUUAGGCCUGCGUGGUAGGGUGUGAGAGACACGCCAGGCGCGUGUCUCCCUCGCGCCUCCCGUUCUUUCUGGCGCCGAUUUUCCUUACAAGCGCCUGCUAGGCAGGCCAACGGAAAUCAUGCUUUCUACUUUUGCUGAGAUCAUGUUUUUGACCUUGUAACAUAACACUUGAUUAUUGUUCUUAAUCUUUUAUACUUGCAGGACUUGCAGAGAAGACUCGAUCUCGAGAGAGCGGAAAGAAAUAAGACGGACUCGGCCACUCUUAAGUUACUUUCUGAACUGAAGGAAGGCAGUCAAAAGGCAAACGAACUCAGGGAUCAAGAAAGCAGGUAAGUUAAAAUGAGUUGCUACAAGGGGUUAGGGGGUUGCUUCUGUGGAAAUACGUCACAAUAGAUAUUAAAAUAUUUUGUCCAGCCAAAAACGUUUUGGACCGGACAACUCGAUUUUAAAGUAGUUAUUCUAGUCAGGUGUAUUUUUGUAAGUUCGCUGAAUUGAAAGGUCUUGCAGUAAGUAAUUAGUAUAGCUUUUUCGUAGUUGAUUUCACUGAGACACAGGGGUUUCAAUAAGCUCUGACGGUCGACGAAACGCGUCGGCUACUUUGCUCAUAGAGGUCGGCUACUUUUUUCUGGAAAGAAGAAGCAACUAGUUUGAAUAACGUUGUAAACAAAAAAUAAGUCAUAAAAACUGAAUGAAAACGUAAUUAUGAUGUGUUUUCGUGAAGGCCCACUGGUUUUAGAUUAUGCUUUAGUCAAGUGAGCGCCAUGCAUAUUUCAGUCAUUUUUUUCACAAGUUUCUUUAUAGGUUUACGCAGAAUUUGUUUACGUUCAAAAGUACAUAAUUUAGUUUUCACCAUUUGUUAAUUGCUUGCAGGAAUUUGAUUGUGUGACUGAUAAAUUGAAAGCUACAUUGUCUUGAACGGAAAACGUGCUCUUUUGUCCUCAAAUUUAGUCGCCAGAACGCCGAAAACAGCAUUUUAAGGGCUUUGAAGUUUCAAAAUUUAUCAGUUGGUUUCUCUAUUAAAGGGUCCUACGGACGGAAAUGCAAUUGUCAGCGACGUUUCGAACGUGUUCGCUUCUUGUUUUACAGAGAAAAUCUCGAGGAUCUUCAACAGAUUGUAGCCCAGCUGGAAAAUGACCGAUUUAUCGCCAGCAGACGAGCACAAAGACUUGAAGAGGAGCUCAAAUCACAGGAAAAGGUCUGGCAGAAAGAAAAUAAAUCAUGUACUAGCUGGCAGUAAUCAUGCGGACAAAGUUGAAACAAUUCAUCUCGGGGGCACCCAACGGGAAAUUUUGAGAAAAAGACCUAAAAACAACAACAAAGCGUGCAUAAAGUUUUCUGAGACUAUUUUAAGCAUUUUGGGAGAUUGCUGGAAAAAAAUUAUCUGUUCCUCACUCCCAGCAAGACUGAUGGAAGAGUUCCCAGCCAGCAAACUUACAACCUCCAACCCGACUUACUGGGAAGUUAGAUCUUGAGUGGUAAGUAACCCAUACAAGUAACCCGUAGCAGCUAUUCUAGACUUCAAAUCCCCUCUCACACCCUGAAUUAUCUUUUUCCCAGCAACACUUUCCUUCCAAGGACUAUUAUUUCUUCCACAUUUCCCAGCCAGCAAAAAUGUGCCUGAAGAACAGAUAUUUUAAGGAACAGAUCCAUUGCGUGCCCCUGUCAUCUUUGUGAAAUUUAGGGAUUGUCAUUUCUUUGCAUGUAGAAAAAGGUCUUGCGUUUACUGAAUAAAGCGAUUUUGUUGGUUUGUUUAAUAUUCAAUUCAAGGAGCAAGCUUCUUCGAUAACAGGGCAAGACUUGUUGGCUGUCCACGGCAAUUUCUUCCAACACUUUGCUUGACCAUCGAUCUUAACAUCUAUCUAACAGUAUAUGAGCAUUUACAACACAAACAGAGUUAUAUUCCGGCUCGAAACAGCACUGAAAUGUUCGUGUUCACGGUAAAAAUUCAAGAUGUUCACAUUGUAAACAUUUUUCUCUCUGCAGCUUCUUGAAGUCAGCAAGAGCCGUAUAAAUGACCACCAGGCAAGAAUGACAAAGGUAAAAGCAUUCGGUGGUAAACGCUCAUAUCAAUGUUGGUCGAUAGAUUUGUUUUUAGUUUGGAUGCUUGUUUGUGUUUUUUCAUAUGAAGUGCUCUUGUUGAUCAGAAUAUAAAACCUCUUACAAUUGCUCUUCGCCAAUACUUCGUCUAACACAAUUCUUCGCUAGUGCUCCGCCAAUUAGCGAAACAACAGGAGACACAACACAGAAAUAGCCGUUGCUUAUCUCGCGUUUUGCAUAAUAAAGUAAAAAACUUAACUACCAAAUUAACUAGUUAACGAGGACAAGCCAAAUAUAUAGGACAGCAAGGAAAAGGAAACCUGUUGAUAAGCACAGUAAGAUGAGAAUAUGAGGAAUAAGGCUUAAAGAUUUGUGUAGCUUUGAGGUUGCUGAAGAUUAUUGUCUUUGUCGCUAUUAAAGAUGAACGAAGAAGCGAAAAGAGGCAUGGUGGAGUGGCAGGAAAAGCUGGAUAGAGUCACCAAGGACAGCGAAGAAAGGAUCUCGGAACUGCGACAAAAGUUAGCCAAAGUAAGAAAAGAAAGUUGCAUUGAACUCGACUCUGCUUUAACCUUUCUCGUCUUGUCUUUGUGAGUGCGAAGUUGGUGACUUUAGCAACGACGACGCUGUUAGAAACGGCAAAUAAUGGCUAAAGGUUUAGGGUGGAUUCAUUUGCAGCCGAAUGUCAAAUGCGACGGCCAUGGGCAUAGCAACUUUGCACGUGCAGCACACUUUUUAGUACACAUCUUUGCCGUCAUUACACGACAACGACUAUUUCUUUCUCUUUCUUUUUAGACUUGGGUGCGGACCCAAGAAUUCAACCCCAAAGAAAUUCACCCACAUCUGGCAUUUUAAGUGAGUUGGAAGAAACGCGACAAAGUUAAAAAAAAAAAAUCGGGAUGGGUUCAGGAAGCUGCAUUUUGUUCAUCUUUUUACCUGUUUUGCCCCCUCUCAUUAAGUAUUUCUGCCAAUUGUUCCCGGAAGAAAAUAGAUAAUUACGAUGGCGUUAUAGUUUCGUGACAAAUCGGGCGAAGGGAACAUCUUAGUUCUAAACUAGUUUGGUCUACAUGUAGACGAUUGAUUUGUUUUCCGUUCUUUGGUUUUCAGUCGCUACAAUCCAACCAAGAGGCUACAGAGUUGUUGGAGAAUGUGCGGAAAAGUAAAGAACAACUACAAUCGCAACUGGAAAAGCUUCAGGUUCAGUAUAAUCUCGAUCAAAGUUUAUGAAUAAUUUUUCUUCUGUUUGAUUGUUUUCAGUUGUCAGACCGUGAUUGUGAAUCAGAUUCAAGGGCUUUCGUUGUCGAAGUGAGAGAGGAACACUCGUGAUCUAAGCUUCUUAAACUCAUUAAUUAUAAAGCCAAAUGCUGAUAGCCUUCGCAGAAAACAAAACAAAGUUUGGGUGUCGGAUACUUUGGGAGUUUGGUUGCGGAUAAUAAUUACCAUAUUUUGUUUAUUAGAAAAUCUAACGUUGUCCCGACAGGAGACUAGCCCAUGACCUUCUAAUUAUUAGUCCAGCUACUCCACCACUCUCGUGAGAGCUAAGGCUAUUAUUCCAGGUUCAUAUGACAAAAGUCCUGCACAAAAAUCGCAAUCAUAUAUAAAUGUCAAAUGUUAGAGGGAUUAUUGAUCACUUGAGUAGCUACAUCAGAUAUUCAACCCUGACAGUGUUUAAUCCGAAUAUCUGUAAGUCGCCCUAAAACGAUCCUGUCCUGGUUGUGCAAACUUUGGAUGGCGCCAUCUACCGGAUAAAUCACUAUCCAGGGGAUAAGUAUUAGAUAAACCGAUUAAGCUAUCCGCUGGAUAGUGAUUUAUCCAACGUUUGAACAACCGGAUCCUGGGCUGCGCGUGGUUUUUCUCAACCUACCACUCAGUGACUCGAUAUCGGAUCAAACACUGAGUCUUGUGCUUAUCAUGUCAGCUUUUGAAUCUUUCUGUGAAGGCCAACUGUGUACAAUCAAUGUCUUAUCAAUUAUCAACACAGCUGGUUGAACCAAUUUUCGUGCUUCCAACAAGAUGCUCAUUAGUUCAUAUAUAUUGCCUUUCAGAAAUCAGUCCAGCCAACAAUUACAACAAAUAGAAAUGAAAAGGUGAGAUUUUCCUUAAUUUGAUUAUCUUACUGAUUUACGUGAUCUUGAGGCAGAAUAUUCUACAGCUACCUAAUAUUUAGUAGCACGGAAGAACAAACUGAAACAUAAAAAAGUCCUUAUACAUGUUUGUUGUUUUAGUGCGAAGGCUUAUUUAGCGAUUUGUGUGAACCUUUUGUCACUAAAUUUGUUAUGAAAUGAAAUGUGGCUGAGACAAGUGCGUUCUUGACUCAAGUCGAUGCCUACGCAGGUCUUGAAUCGGUGCAACGGUUUUUCCUUUAGUUUGAUAGUUCGCGUUAGACUGGGUCGAAGCUGUAUCGAAUUGCACUAUGGGAACAUACUUGAGGACGCUAUCGCUUCUAUUAUUGGCUGUUUCGAGGUUGUGCAUGGAACUGGGUGAAAAUAAUGCCGCGAAACAAUUCCACAAUGCAAUUCGACACAAGACCAACUAAGUCUCACGUGCACCUCAAAUUAGCCAGUCCUAGCGAGUAAUGUGUUUUAUUUUGCUGGAAUUAGCAAAGAUAACACAAGAAGAAUUUUUGAUUUUAAGCAGAGAAAAGCUGAACUUUUGUCGUCUUUGUUUUCUACCAUUAGCCCUUUUCACUCACCAGAAGAUCAGACAGUGUAUUGAUGGGAAUUAGAAACAGGGAAGAAAUAGCUCAGGAGUUAUUCAAUAAAAUAAUGGUAAACAGAUUAGAAAUACGUACUGUAAAAUGGGUAUAGUAUAGUAUAGAAUAGUCAGUAUGAGUUAAGCUUCAACUUUAGGCUGAUAGCGUAUGAGUUUUAAUAUAGGUUCGACUUUUUAACACUAGUGCGCAAUACCACAUGAGUUUAAUACCUCUGUAGUCACCCCCGCUGUUUAGGGCGGGAAGAAAAGCGGAAUGGGAGGGAAAAGUUAGGAAACUCUUUAUGCUUUUUCUCACGAACCAGUCGCUAUGACCGGGCUCUCUUUUGUUCUCAUUUAGAAUGUCUCCGCCUAGAGAUGCUUCCCUAUGUUUGCUGCUUAUACCUGAUCAGAUAGCGGCAGAAAACGAAGCUUACGUACAGCCCUGGGUUGUACUUGGAAAUGUUAAAAACCUUGUUCCUGGCCCACGUUUAGAAAAAACGAACUUUAGAGUGGAAAAAAAUGGGGGCUUUUAAAAAGUUUUAAGACAGAAAUCCAAAAUUUCUGUUAAUUUCGUCUAUUUUCAGUCGUGUAACAGAACUCAUGCAGAGGAAGGAGAUAAUAGUCUACGAGAGCGUUAUAGAGAAAAAUCCGCAGAAGUGAGGCAGCUGCAAAGUAAAAUCAUGGUAAGCCGUGAGUUGGUCCCUCAAAUGGAUCGAUCGCGAGCUUUUUUAUCGCUACAUACUUCAGAAUAUUCUAUAUUUCAAGCAGAUUUCUAGAUAUUGCAAAAUUGCUAUGAAUUACUAUGAAUUCCAUUAUGCUUGUUCCGGAAUACGGUCAAUAGAACACGCCCUUUUAAAUUAGUGUUUGAUUUUAAUUUAGUUCUAGAUUUGGCAGCAAAUACAACUUGAAGAGUUAACACAAUUUUUUAGUUUCAAUUCUUCUUUCGUUCUUUUUUUUUUUCUUCCUUUUUUUGGUUUCUUUCUUUUUUGAGAUCUUAUAAAAUGCAAAUUGUAAUUCCGGUGUCAUUUGUAUUUUUAGUCAGGCUUUAACUCCAUUAGUUUUAUAAAUUCCUAAUUUUUAUGAAUUUUAAUUUUGAUUGAAUUUCAUUGGCAUUAUUACUAGUUAUCUCAUUUUAUCAUGUCUUCCAUUAUUAUUCAUUUAGUUUUGAAGACUUGUUAGCUAUUUUCUUUUCUCUCGGUGUCCCCAAUUAGCUUGUAUAACCUGAACACAUCGACACUUGAAUAAAGUAGGUAGACUAUUUAUAUUAUGUUGUGUUUGUGUAGGAUCUCGAGGACCAGUUGUUUCAGUCCCAAAGAACCCAAAAGAAGCUCGAGAAAGAUGUGGCUAACAGACAAGCUCAAGAAGAAAAACUGCAGGUAAAAUACUGCCCAAUAAUACUUGACGGUGAAUUGCUAUUAAUGCAGAUAUCCUCAUUUCCUUCUGUUCGUGGUUUCUCUUCCUUGUACUUGCCCUCACUGACAUUUUGGCGGGAUUUCGUGUACACUGUCAAAACACCAAUAUCUCCCCACCUUUUCAGCCUAAAAUACUUAUUAUAGCGUUCUUCACACGCGUUUGAAUAACGUCCAUGCGCAAGAACGGAAUUUGAAUUAAUUGCGAAAGUUUUAUACUUGUAACGAGUUGAAAAGGAAACACUUGUUGAAUUCUUCUCUGCGUUUUGCCAAAACAGUGAAUCAAACUGCCAUUAUGUGCAAUCUGUAUUCACUAUAAAGAAGUGUACAGCUGAGAAGAUCGAAGGAAAUUGGGUUUUUUUCGACUGAGGUUCACUCUUGAGACUGUUCGUGUAGUGAUCUUCGCUUCCAUUCAUCACAUGUAGACAAAAGGUAAAGUAAUUUCUGCGAUAAAUUUGUCUUACUAGGAAGCUGACAAAGAAGUAAACAGAUUAUCACGCUACAAACGCCAGGUGGAUAGCACAAACAGCAGACUAGAGAGUGAAUUAGAGGAAGCAAGAAAACUAAUAACCUCCAGAGAUCAGGUGAAUGAAAGAAUGGCAGAUCAUCUUGUAACACGGGAUAAGGCUUAUCCACCUUAUAAAUGACUGUUCAUUGGAUAAGUAUUAUAGAAACCAAUUGGAUUAUCCUCUUGGUAAAUAUUUGUAAAGUGGAUAGAACCUUUUAAACAACGUCUUGGCGUGCUAUAAAAGGGAGCUUAAAAGAAGUAGCCAGUGUGGCAGGCGUUUGAAAGAAGAGGAGAAGGUGAUUUCUGGCGUGCCUCAGUAGCGGAUCCAAACCUUGAGAUAAGAGCGGGGGGGGGGCUUAAGGGGGGGCUGGGGGCGUUCAUCCAGACCCUGAGAUAAAAACAUGUAUGUACGUAUGUAUGUCUGUAAGGGGGAUGCCCGCUUCUAAAUUUUCGGCCCUUCGGGCCUCAGUUUGAUCUAAAAAUUAGGAGGGGGGCGGUCCCGUAUACGUGUCACGAUUAAGGCUUUCUAUAUAAGUUGACUACUAGAGUAACAGUCUGUCUGUAAAACUGAUUUCGACGAUAUCUCUGUUUUAUCUCAUAUAGAAAAUCGACUCCUUGACGGGAAGAUGUCGUACGCUAGAAGAAAUGCUGAAAGAAAACGUUGACCUUAGCAGAAGUUCAGAUUCAGAUUAUGACGCUAGUAACAAAUCGUAAGAAAUUUUUCAUCUUUUUUUUUUUGGAAGCAAAAGGAGCAGGGUGUAAAUUCCCGCAGUUUUCUAAGGCUAUUUGUCUUUCAAAUCGGUACGUUAAAUUUCCACGGAAUCAGAGUACGCCUUUCAUUCAUUUGAUUUAUUCUUGUUAUGUAAGAUAUUGUUCAUCGUGGUUAUGUUGUAUAAAGGGUUUCGUCUAUCGUUUGUCUUGCAAUAGUCACUUAGAUAUUUAUUGCGACGUUUCGGCCGCGUUUUGCAGGUCUUCAUCACGCGGUAGUGUCGAUUUACUGAGUUGUACUAUUCGUACCACAGUGGUUGUUAGUGUUAGUGGUUGGUGUGUCUCGAUCCAAAACAUUGUUGGCAUUAUUAGAAGACGAAACUCCUUGAUUUAUUCUUGUUAUUUUAGUUAGCAUGUUCCCACCAAUAGCCCAAUAGCGUUGCUCCAUUUUUCGACAUGCAUGUUAACUGCAUACAGCCCACUAUCCCCUUAGUCGUUCUGACCAAAGGCUAGCACUCGAAGCGUCAGCUUUUCGGUCUUUUUACUGCGCCAAAUGCUGAUUUGUCUUUUAGAGCUGUCAACCAAGAAGAACUGAAGAAAUUGAGCGAGGAAAAAGAAGUUAUGACUCGAAAAAUAACUGGGCUAGAGAGCGACCUCAAGAUACAGCAACAGAAAAACGCUUGUUUUGAGAAACAGUUAGAAGAUGCUGAGAGCAAAGUGAAACAGGUAAGAUGACCAGCGAUCAUUUCCUUAGGCUCAUUUUAUUUAUUUCCAAGCUGUGUUUUCAAGAUGAGUUAUUUGCUUAUGGCUAACAGAGAGUAUGAUUUGAUCAACUAGAUUUCAAAGGAUAUGGAGAAAAAAGUCGAAGACCUCAAGACACAACUAACAGAGGUAAGUUUUCGCCUUAAAUUAUCUUUAGCCAAUAGACUGCUCAUUUGCUGCAAUUGAAAAUUGUUCGCUUUAAUUCUCGAAGCUUUAGGGUGCCUUAUCCUUUUUUGUGAGUAGAAAAUUCCAAAAAUUAAAAGUAAUACGCACAGUGCAAUUAGAAUAAAAUGGCCUCUUCUCACGUGUUUAUCGCCACUAAAAGAAAUGACUUGUCACUGCGCUCCCUCUUGUUUCAGCAAAAUCAACAGGUUCAAUUUUUUAAAAACAGUAAAAAAAUUGUGACGAUACUGACACAAUGUUUAAAGUUGAAGAAAUAAAAAUUAUUGGGCGUAAAAAGAAAAGAAACAAAGAAAAACAAAACAACACACGAUGUCCACAAGAGUGUGCGUCGCUGAUCUUGCGUCCCAUAUUUCAUUUUUAUCUUAGCAAUUAAGAUCAUUUAACUUUGAAGGGUUGAGACAAUUUUGUGACCUUAACAAAUGUUGAAGUCGUGAAAAUACUUGCCCUGUUACCAUCAUGUCGUGGAAUCAAGAGUAUUUAAUGGCAGUGUGCUUGGCAGUCUUUUCACGUACCGUGGGAAGCCGAUCAAUGAUAAUCGUCUUCAACCCCUAAGACUUGAUCACUUCUUGUCAGGUUGACCAAGCGUAUUGUUACGGAGGCAUCUUUCUUCUUCAUUUUUUUCCCUUUGAUAUACUGUAUGCACAUAACUGUGACUUGUUUACUUACGGUGACUAGAGCAAUCGUGACUUAACAUGUUGAUCACAAACGACUUGUUUAUUACUGACCGCCUUGAUUUCUUCCUUCAGGUCACCAAUGAGUGUUCUUCUCUGAAAAGUACUAAAAAGGCGCUGGAAGAGACCAUCCUUAAACUCGAGGUAAGUGACACCGUACAGUUUUUUAAAUCUUUCGUUAUAGCGUUAUUGUCUCCUCAUGGCAAUUUUAUUAAAAUCUAUUUUGUAGAAUGACAUCGACACUAGAGAAUUUGAGUUGGAAUUGAAGGUGAGUGUUCCUCCUUUCAGUUAUAGUAUUAGUCUUAAGACAAACGGAAUUUAUCUUCAGGCCUAAGCUUUUCAAGCCGCAAGAUUUGAUGUUAGCUGAUUUGUUUUGUGUUGAUACCAGGCGUCGGCCAGGCAAGACGAGAUCACAAGAAACAUGCAGGAAAAUCGCUCCGAGGUAAACCUUCCUUCAUUUGUAUGUACAAGGUGGCAAUGGCCGUUUUUACGCUGGAGACGUCAGUCUUUUUAAGACAGACGCAUUUGAUGACAUAAGUUCGUUGAGACGCACCUAACAGGCCACUUUAAAGUUUCAGACGUUAAAUGCAUCUUGUAUAAAAAGAGGACGACGUAAACUAGGACGCACUUAUGCCCAAAAAAUCAAGAAACGACUGGGAAGAGUUAGUGUUGAGUUGUUGAUGUUGUUGUUGUUGUGUUGUGUUAUGUUGUGUGUUUUUUUGUUUUUUUUUUUCAGAAAAACUUUUUUUGCACUGUUAUCGUCUACUUUUAUGCGUGUUGUUUUUACACCAGUUGACUUUGACGUUAAAUAGGUUUAGACGACUUAAACGUCUCUGGUAUAAAAUACUGAUUAGCUGAAGGUUGACAGUCCCUGCAUAUAUCAGCAGUUUCUGCUUGCGGCUGUCAUCCGCAUCAAAAGUUAUGUGAUUUAAUAGAGCCUCCCACCCCUUGCGAGCUACAACACUAGUCGCUUGUUUUCCUUUUUCAUGGUGAAAGUUUCAGUUGUAACUUGUAAAUGACUAAGCAGUUGCCAUCGUUUUCGUGUUUGUUUCUUUUUUCAGGUGGUUCAAGAAAUCCACGUUCAAUUCAGUGAAAUGUCGAAUCGUUGCAACGAACUGGUUUCACAAAAUAAGGUUUGUCGUGUUUUGCAGUUAAUCUUUUCAUCAUAACUUCUGUAACGAGGAGACAAUAUGAUAACUCAUCAGAAGUAUUGUAACAACGUAGUCUGUUGUAGAACAGGCUAAAAGUUAUAUUUAUGUUAUCUCUUGAAUUUGCAACUUGUCGUUGGAUCUCGGCUUUUUGUCAGCAGAGAGAUUUAAUACGGAUUAUCCGAAGUGUAGUUCCUUUGAGCCAAAUAGAACGGGGAACAAUUUCAAUUAAAAUCUGACGUUUGACGUUCAGCCCAGUCAAGCUUCUAAUAUUAACGCCAGAAGUUAACAAACACGUCUGACUUUUGUUUAUAUGCAGCUAACCCGUGAUCCUAUUACUACCUGUAAUGUGUCUGAGCAAACAGUUAAAUAACAGGAAUAGUAACUUUGCAUUUUCAUUUUUUUUUUUUUGGCCCCGACUAGACAUUCUCAUGUUUUUUCUUAACUCUUUUAGGGACUGGAAGCGAAACUAGAAGAGCUUACUGAAGAAAACGGCGAUUUAAAAAUGGCAAACGAGAAACUCGAAGAUGAUCUGAAAGAAAAGAAGAGGGCCGCGGAAGGCAUGGAACUUGUGAGUACAAAAAUUUAGGACACCUUCUCCAAGCCUGAGAAACAGCCGACAUUUCGGGACGCCACCGCUUGUUUGUCCUCGAAAUGACGUCUGAGAAACGAGCGCAGAAAUUCCAUACUAAUGACGUGUUACUACCCAGAUCUGGGUAGUAUCGUGUCAUUAGUAUAGAAUUUCUGCACUUGUUUCUCAGACGUCAUUUCGCCCGGAAACCAGUGGAGGGGUCGCGGAAUGUCGGCUGUUUUCUCGAGGCUAAGCAUCUCCCGCCAUUCCAGUACAUUUUGAUUCGACUUGUCCCUUCUUAAUCUGGAUAUCAGAUAACCAAGUGAUGUACAAAAAAUAAGACAGAAGGAAAAGGUUUCUUUCCUCCGUUUCCGAGCGUUCUAUUUUGUAAGGCCCUGUUCGAACUUCGAAAGAAAAUAGAGUUUUGCGUUCUCUUUAAAUUUGACAAUUUUCCACCCAACAAUGUUUUGAUUUUGCAUCCUUGCUUGCAUCUGGGACACGCGAAAUUUUUCGUCUAACGAGAAACGUCAACUAAAGAAACUUAAAUUGGUCAUGUUCGCGAAGUAAGAUGACCCGACAAAGGAUAGCUGUCAAGGAACAAAGGAGUUUGUCGCCUAACAAAACAUUGUAGGCCUCUAAAUCUUCUCGACGGCAUCUUUGAACUUUGGUGACAGUUGAGAAAAUUUGGGUCGGCGAAAAAAUCGUUCGCACUAGAAAUGGCUUCCUUUUGACAGAUUUUUCUGCAAAACAAACAAUUUUUUGCUUUCUUAGUGCGAACAGGGUCUAGUUGUUGUCAAAACAACGUAUUUAUCAUCUGUCGACAGACCAACACGAUGUUGAAAUCCACCUGCAGUAUGCUGGAGAACCAAGUAGAGGAGCUAGAGAUUAUAAAUGAAGAUUACGAAGAGAAACAGCUCCAAUGGAACAUAACAAGGUGAUGUCGGGCCUUAAGCGGACUGAAUUAGCCUUCUUACAUGAGAGAUACUUCUGAUUCUCAGUCAUUUUUAAAAUUAACUUUAAAAGUCCGCCAGCCGCCCCUUAUAUAGCCGGGGGGAAUCUGGCUACUCGUGGUAGUGAGUGCACGGCAGUUUUUCAUUAUUGAGGAGUGGGGGAGGGGUAAUUUUUGGUUCAUGGUUCUUUACGCGGGCGAAUUACCCGGCCCCAACCUCGCUCCCAUGUUUUUCCCUUCUCUCGCUCCGUGGGUUGAGUAGGAGAGAACCCUGGGAGUUAAGUUGUACCCUUUCCCUUUUGGAGUAUGUAGGUUACCACAAUGAAUAUUCACGGAGUUUGUCAUGAUGUAAGCCAAAUGUUAAUGGUUCCAGAAGACGGGGUGGUUGCAUUAAACAGGGUAAUUGUAAAACAGGGUGCAUUUUUGGCUUGCUGCAUUGAAACAUGCGAUAUUUUUGCCUUUUUUAGGCGAACGCAAACGAAAAAAGUUCUGCAGGCUAGGUGUACUAUGCGAACAUGUUUUCCUGAAUUGUUUUGCGAAUUCGGUCCCAAAGCGGAAACUAACUUUUACAAUAUAAAUGUUUUAGGAAAGAGUUGGAGCAGAAAAGAGAAAAAAGUGACUUUCAACUCCUGGAAACUCAACGCUUGCUUGAACAGGAAAAAAUGACACGGUAAGAUCGAAAUUAGAGGUUUUUUGAAAUUAUUCAGGCCCAUUAACUGCUUUAAAGUAGCUGUCUCAGUAAGAGUUGUCCCUUGUUUAGAUCUUUUUCGAGGCUCUUAUGUAUUUUGUUGGCACUUGCCUUUUCCGUGGCCGAUUCACGAGGCCAUUCUUAGCCAGCACAAUAAAGUUAGAGCGCUGCACCGGUGUCGCAGAGCUCAGGGCCCGAAUCCCGGCAAGCCUCAAUUUAUACAGGCUUUCUUUUCGAAAGUGCAUGAGUUGCAAAUUUAACUGUUGUUAUCUUCUCUGCCCAGUGGAACCCCUACUUACGGCCACCUCGGAAAUACAGUCACCUCGUUAUUACGGCCACUUAUUUUGGCCCAACACAACGGUCAUACAUUUUCCUAUAGAAACCCUCGUUAAUGCGGUCACCGGUUAAUACGGCCAACGGCCACAUUUAUAAAUCCCAAACAGUAGAAUCUUUUGUAAUUUCACCACCUUAAUACGGCCACUCGUUCAAAAUUUAGAAAAUUGAAAUGCCUGUGAUACGUCAAUUUCACUGACCAGGCAAGCUGAACAUGUUCUUGUAUUGCUCUUGGACCACAGUGCACUUAAAAUGCAUUUGUGGCGGUUUAAUGGCCGAUUUGUAAAAGUGUUUUAUAUACUAAAGAAAAGUUUUAGAUAGUUUUUGCAAUUACUGUACGCGAUAUCUACAUUCCGGUUGUUUAUUAAAGAGGACAGUUGUUCAAAAAGUGCGAUUGCGACGUAUGUUGCAUUUGUCAUUUCGGCCGGCUUAAGUCAUUAAAUUUGACCCUGUCGCGAUUAUACGGUCACUCCGUUAAUAUGGCCAAAUUUUUAUAACCCAUUGGUGACCGUUUACUAUAAAAGGGGUUCCACUUUAUUUAUUUCAUCCCGCAGUCCAAUUAUGAAGUUCAUAUAUUCAUCUUUUUAGGAAGCAAUAAGUAGUCAUAAAACUUAAGCUUGGUAGUCAUAAAUCCUUUCCCAGGAAAAGGAUAAAUUCGAACUAUUUUUUUAAUUGUAGGUAACACUUUUUUUAACUUUCUUUCCAGGUCCAGCGCUGAGGAGAAAGUGAGUAAACUACAAGAGGCUUUGGAAGAAGUACAAAACACACACAUCAAGGAAGUGGAUGAGAUGAAUGCGCAACUGGAAAGACAAAGAGAUCGAACCGAGGAGCUCACAGAAGCGGUAAGCACGCUUGUCUCUUUCAUCUUUCAAAAUCGACUGCAGUUUAGAUAUAGCUAGUGGAUUCACAAAGUCUGUCUCGUUGCAGAGACUGCACGCAUUUUUGGUUGCAACGAAGACUACGAACAGUCUCUAUUUUUUUCUUAUUAGCCCGUUGAGCGAAAUGUGCGAGAGAGGCGAAUUUGGUCACGCGCGUGAUCGAAGAGCGGCCUCUCACCUCUCCACCCUCGAACAUGCGUGCACUCCCCUCACUAAAUCUGAAGUAAAAUAGAGACUGUUGGCAGUCUAGUUCCGACCACUCGUUGCUUCUACUUGUGGUGAUGUGCUUGGCCAUUUUGAAGUUGUGCUUCAGACUGCGUCAUUGUUGAGUCAAAUUGCAUUAUGUGACUCAGUUUCUCUUAAUUCCUCGUAACAGCAAAUAAAAAGGAGAUAAUGACCUGUAAAAGUCCCAUCGUGCAAUUCGAGACAACAACGACGCAAUCUGAAGCACACCCCCAAAAUGGCCAGUAGAACAUUUCCUUAUUUGUCCUGCUCGCUCCUUUAAGAAUCGAAGCCUUGCAUAAGCUACGUUACCUGAUUACGAGUGAAAACCUAUGCCAUUUAUUUCCAUUUAUGGUAGACGGUAUGAUAUUUCAUUUCCACCAAAAAUUAGGAAGAAGAUAUAAGGUGCCUUUUAGAAUAAAAUCUAGAAUAAUUUUUAAUUUAUCCUUGACCUCUUCAGCUCAGCGAGGCUGAGAAAAAAUGUGGCAUGGCACAACUGGAGGUCAAAUCCAUGGAACGCAAACUUCAACUUGGAACUGAAGAAAACAACAAGCUGCAAAUCGAGAUCGAGCGACUGAACAAUCACACCUCCAAACUGAAGGCUAGCAACUUUGAGUUAAACCAGAAUAUUGAAGCAGCUAUGGAAAAAUGUGAAGAAUUAACGUGUGAACGGGCUUCGCUGGCAGAGCAGCUGGAUCUCAUGGAGGCGUCCCACGCAGAAGAGAGGUUGAAACUGGAGGCUACCAAUUCACAGCAGACUAAGCUGAUUGACUUUCUGCAGUGUAAAGCUGAAGGGCAGGCGCCUAAAAAGAAAAAGGUGUGGACUUUUCUAAAUGUACCUAAAGUGGGGGAGGGGGGGGGGUGUGUCCCGUGUCAUGGUGAGCUGCUCAGUUUUGGUUAAAUCUGAGCUGAAAUUACAACCAAGUAUUCUCAGACAUCUUUUGUCAUUCUUGGAAUUCUGGAAAAAUAUAUCGACUGAUUCUAUCAAAAAGAAAAUAAAGCGUGAUCGGUUUGGGGUCUUUUUUGACAACUUAGCACGUUUACUUGACAAAAUAAGCUGUAAUUCCUGUCCAUCCUGGCCAUCGAAAGCCAAGUAUAACACUUAUAGUUGAGUUACAGCAGAAUCUUUAGUAAUUUUAAAAUGGAACUGAACCAUCAUUUCAGAGUUUUCUUUUAUUUUAAUUGAACGAGUUUUUAAGGUUUCAAAGUAAUUCCAAAAAAAUCAGGACAUUUCUUUUUUAAAUUUCGGUUGCUUGUCAGUGCGCGACAAAGCAAGAAAAACCGUUUACAUAAAUACCGUAAAUGACGAAAUAAACGCCCGGGGCGUCUAUUUAAUUUUAGGGGCUCAAGCGGAGGGCGUUUGAUAGAUGGAAGGCGUUUAAAAGAGAGAGGCGUUUAUUCUCAUAACUGGAACAAGCUCGACAAAACUAAUACGCUUUCGGCGAAAAUAUCAAGAGAGUCUAAAAACAGCGGAAUAUCCACUACAUCAAUUGAUACGUCUAGGUCGGCUAAAGAUCGUUAUCGCUCUUUCAAAUCCCAGCAUCGAUGUCAGAAUCUUCGCUCAGGGUUGUUGUGUUGCAAUCACUAGUCUAUCUUACUUUGAACUUGACAUUGAUUAAGAUGAAAUGCGAAAAGCCUUGUUAAUGAUUUUGCUACUUUUUGCUAAAAUUCCUAAUGUUUUGGAGUAAUUCUCAUAGGGGGCGUGUAUUGGAGAAGGGCGCCUAAUACAAGCAGUUAAAAUUGAAAGGGUGUGUUUAUUCUAUCAGAGGCGUUUAUUCGUUUGGAAAUUACAUAGACUGUUUACAGGUAGCCAACACAACAUCUGAGGAUCAUUAGGUUAUCCUUAUAUUAAUUCAGUUAAGCUUUUCUGAGUGUUCGUGCUUUCUUGUAUAGAGCAGUUGAGGAUUUAUAAGAGCGAGAGACGUUAUUAUAAGCUUAAGCACCUCGGAAAUCUUUCACAAAAAGCUAGCACCCUACAACGUCUGCAAUAUUUUGCAGGGCUUGUCCUCACUGUAAGAACGUACGAAACGUGCCACGAACCAACAAGAUAUCAAACAAUACAGUGCAAGACAACGAUAGGUAGAAAAGAAUUACGUCACAAGUUCAUUAGUACAUCAUUGUAAAACCAAAAUUUUGAAAACUUAAUACAACCAUCCCUCUUCUCUCCUCGCCGCUUGGAAUGUUUCGCGGAAAACUCUACUGGCAUGGAAAGACUGCUGCAUUAGCAGGCCAACUUGUUUUCGCUUUUGUAUAUCUUUAUCAGCCCUGUUUUAAAAGCAUGAUCAAUCGUGAAAGUCAUUUGAAUAACAACUCAAAGUAACACGAUCGUUUGACCAACGUUCACGCGUUUAUUUUCAAUAGUGGAAAUGGGUUUAACGUUCCAUCUUUGACAUUGUUUCCUCUUCUGUUUUGUUAGCUGAUCGGUGGUGGUGGAAAGUCAUGGCGCAAGAAACCAGAAAACAGCAUCAACGUUGUUCCACAGCAGUGGAGAGAUUUACAACAGGCGCUGGAGAAAGAACGAGCAUCCAGUAUGAAGCUACAAACUGAGGUCAACAGGAUGCGACAAGAAAUACAGACUGCAAAAAUGGAAGGUAUUUCAAUGUGGAUGAUCUAGGGAGUGGGGAAAGGCCGACGGCUCUCCAGCUACCACAGCUUUUAGGUGGACUCACAAACAUAACCUGAAAAAGCAGCCGAUCCUCGAAAUGACGUCUGAGAAACGAGCGCAGAAACUCCAUACCGAUGACGCUUCACUACCCAGAUCUUAGUAGUUCUUCUGAUUGGUUGUGCCGCGCGGGAAAUUUGCUUUAACCAAUCAGAAGCACUACCCAGAUCUGGGUAGUGACUUGCCAUCAAUACGGAAUUUCUGGGCUCGUUUCUCAGACGUCAUUUAGCGGGGAAACCAGUGGUUGCGUCGCUAAAUGUCGGCUGUUUUCUCAGGCUAUCACAAAAAACCCUUUUUCUUGGUGAAAAUUGGAACGGAGACCUGACCUUAGCUGGCAAAAGAUAUCUUGAAACGAGUUAUGGGCCGUUUUGAUAGCAUAGCUCAAAGGAGAUGAAUAAAUCUUGCUGUUUUCUUUUAUUAUUUAGCUGCUCAUUGGAAAUCGCAAUAUCAAAAUGCCGGCUGUGCAACCCCCAAACCAACCCAGUCCUACGCGGUGCUAUCAGCAAUUCAGCAGUCACCAAGCAACCAACAAAGUCCGCUGAUCGCCCAGACCCAGUCCAAGAAUGCUAAAAAUGCUUCUCAGGCUGAUCGUGGUACCGCACGUAGGCCCAAAGAAAGAAUGCAUCACAACAUCCCGCAUAGGUAACACUCACCAUUUAAAUCUAGAGGUUGUUCAACCCCUUCGGUAAUGAGUGCUUCCGUUCUGUAAAAAAAUGACGUUUAUCAAGAAUAAACAGUUUAAAAGAUCUUUCUUGUUUUAAUGGCUUUCGCGUUUGAAAGAAAGAGGAAAACUAAUUUUAAUAUGCAGAUGUGGACAAUGCUGAUUUGGCUCAAAUAUAAGCCAAGGUAUAAUUGGCGAUUUGCAAAAUUCAAUUGAUGCGAAGAGACGUUUUAGCUUUGUAACAAGACAGCUAAAAGCGUGAUAUAGUCCAAUUAAGCUUCGGUCGAUGUUAAGAGUGACUUGUCACUAAGAGUGUAGCUUGCGCCAAGUCGAAACUAAACUUCUGGUUAAGUGUGUUUGCAAAAGAGCGCUGAAAUCCUUGUUCAAGGCACCCAUCUGUAUACCAGGAUUUGAGUACGCGUCAUGAUUGGACUGUUAAAAAAGCCAUCGUCAAUUUGCCACUCAGGUUGAAAGGAAAUUCGAAACUCCUUUCCGGUAAUUUGUUGAGUCCACUGGGGCAGGACCCAGAACAAGGAUAUCCGCGCUGCUCCGCAGACUUUACUAAAGGUGAUGUUACACGGGACGAUUCGCAACGACGACUUUUAGCGCAACACAGCGUGGUAAUGUUGGAACAAUGUUAUAACCAUUCGAAACAAUGUUGCAACGCUGUGUUGCAAUGAAAAUCGUCGUUGCGAUUGUCUAGUGUAACAUCACCUUAACUGGGGUUAGAUUACGUCUGCGACGCAGGCUAUAGAGUGGAGCCACUUUUCGUAACGAAAAGUCCGGCGGCUGGAAACAACAUAAUGCAUAAAACUAAGAGGUCAGAAAGAAGACAAACCAAACUUUGUUUCUUCCUUUAGGUUUGUGAACGCUUUGAACAUGCGCGCCACCAAGUGUGCCAUUUGUUUGGAUACUUUGCAUUUUGUGCGGCCUUCAUCUCGCUGCGCUGGUAUGAUUAUCAUUUAUGAUACUUUAUUAAACUAGUAUUGUAUGCCUUGAGAAUGUUAAAUGUUAUCACGAAGAGACAAUUAGAAAUAACUUUGACUAUGGUAAUUUUUCACUUUUUUUGGUAGAUUUUAUGAUACACUAGAAUUCAUGGGACAUUACUGGAAUGCUCUUGAAUUUUAAUGUACAGUGGGAAUUUUUUUUUUUUUACUUUGCGAUGUGGUAUACAGGAAAUCUCCAGGAACUCCCAGUAUCAAAAAAUAAUUUCUACCGAUUGUUAUGUUGUUACAUAGAUGUUAAAAACUCGAACAGAGAAAAUGCUACUGAACACUACACUAACAGAGAUCAUGGAGGACUCGAUCAAGUUAUAUUAUGGACGUUUUAAGAUCAAAAGCGUACAAAGCCAGUGCUCUAUGAAUAAUAAUUAUUGCAUUGACUCGAAAACCUAUCAAUAGUGUACAGUAUUUAAUCCAAUAAGCGCCGUAUUUAAGGCGCGAAAAUUAAUAAGCGGCGCUAAUAGGAAAAUUGCACGAUGACGUCAUUUUACUACAACUACUAGAAUCCUCGAGUUUGUUGUUUUCUUGAGCAAAUUAAGGCCAUUGUUCUUUAAUCCUCAGCGGGAUUGACAAAUUUAAAUAACAAAGCAAAACCGACAUGAAUUCUGGUAGUUGUAGUCGAAUAUCGUCAUCCUGCAAUUGUUCUAUUCGAGUGAAUACGGUAACUUUUUUUUUGUUGUCGCAGAGUGUGGCCUAGUAUGUCAUGUAAAAUGUUCACCAAAUGUGCCGCAUACAUGUGGCCUUCCAAGCCAGUUGGUGGAACACUUCACCGAGACUCUUCAGGAACAGAAGAACGACGAAAACAGUCUCAUACCUAACUCACAGAGCACCACUAAACUAGGAGGCAGGAGAGAGGGAUGGCUCAGAGUUCCACGGUAUGGCUCCUCUUGAUUGGUUUCUAGUUCAGACUGUCUCGCAUUGUAAUCAAUUUAUCACACGGGCUCGGCAGUCAAAGAGAUAGGUUCAUAAUGUUUCCCGUGAAUAGGCACCAUCAGAAAGGAAUAAAGAUAGCCUGUCUACUUUCUCCCGACAUCAGUCACACCACCCACUCGCCCUAGCCAACCCCGUAAGUCGGGGGCAUUCUUGCGGGAUAAAUUGUAAGGGUUGUCAGGGGCGUAGCCACCAAUACGUACGGUACGCACAUACGUACCUUUCUUAGAAAUAUAUAUUUUUUCAAAUACCCAACUGUCGUUUUCCGGAGAACCGAUAUGAUUCAUUGGUGGCUCGAAAAUCUUGAAUGAUAUAUUUAGGGAAAAAAGGGCGAAAAAAGCAAGUUGGAUGGAAUAAAGCGUGAACGCGUUGUCUUCACCUCAGCCUGUAUUAGCAGUAGAUGGACGUAGAGAAUGAUUACGUCAUCGUAGGGUGACUCUGUCUGUCAAAACAAUGUCCAAAAGGCCUUUAAAAAAAUCACUUUUUUUUUUUAAAAGAAAGUCUGAGAUAGUAAAUGCUUUUGCGUACCUCUGGAAAAUCCCGGCUACACCCCUGGAUAUGAUUAAAUUCUGGUUAUCAGCAAAUAACACUAAAAAACGAAACGCGAAAUUGCAUUUUUAAACAUGAUAUUUGUGUUGUAGCUGCGGUUCAGUAAAGCAUGGGUGGGAGAAAAAAUGGGUUGUUCUCGACGAUCAAGUGCUGCAUCUGUACGACAAGGAAAAUAUGGGAGGUGAGUCAACUUUUCUCUCCUUAACAUGGAUUACUAGUUGAAAAUAACUAUCGAGUUGACUUACCUUCUCGUCUUCGUUAACUGUUUAAUUUCAGAAAAAGCCUCUCCAUCUGAAGUGCUGCAUUUGUGCGGUAAAGACGGUCAUGUGACUGUUCAUUCUGCUGUCAUGUCAUCUGAGUUGAUGGGUACCGCCCCCUCCGAUCUGCCGUAUAUACUGAGGGUAGAGUCACGGCAGAGAUGCUGGCCUGUACAGAAUCUUUACCUACUAGCCCCUUCAUUCCCCGUCAAACAGAAAUGGGUCACCUCUCUUGAGUUUGUGCUGGAUGAAAUUAAGAAGAAAAAUGAUGAAGGCGAUGAUCAGGUUUGUAGAGGAUAUUUAAUAGCCACACGGACAUAAGAAAUUUCUCUUUGACAAUUUCGUAUCUCCAAACGGCCAUGUAAUUUUCUAUUUAUUAUACAAUCACCUUUAUUUGCUGCGAAAGGCAGGAUUAAUUAUGUAACCACAGCAAAGAUGAUUUUUCCCGUGUGAAGAUAUCAUGUUUUCGCGGGAAAGAUAACCUGGUAUUUCAUUCGUGUUUACAUAAUAGAAAUGGAUUUCUACCUUUUACUUUUUUUAAGCUUGACUUUCGGUUCCUCUUGGCGGUCAACUUUUGGGAGCGAUCCACACCCCCAAAAUAGGGUCUUGAAAUAACUGAGUAGAAUGUGCUGUCUUUUAUUCUUAUCUGCAAAUAGUUGGACACUCUAUGAUGAGGACGAAAACCGGUCGGCCCCGUUGCCCAGCACAUCCCUGAUCUGACUCUUUGACGUAACAAUCUCUGGCAAUGACCACGCCCAAUUCAAUGUCACGCAGUGUGCGUGAACGGGUAGGGGAGGAGUCAAAUGGGACUUGAGUCCCCUUCUUGCCCAUCCCCUCUGCGUAAGUCUUCGCCCAGUGAAGCUGAUUAAGAUGUUCAGAUGCGGUCGAUUUUUUCCCCAUUUACGUCCGGCUCAUUGAACCCGCAGCAUGCUAUGAAACGGAAAGCCAAAUUACGGUUUCUGAUCAUGACAUAAAGCAACUUGUUACUUUCGGGGCCUGUUAGAAACAGCCAGCAGCACAGCAAGCUUUGGUAGAACCAGUCCAAGAGGAAGAAUUCUCACAAAUACCAGCAAAUUUGUCAAAGUCAUUGCAGGUGUUGACUGCGAUCUUGGAAUCCUUGCAACUUUGACAAGGGCAUGAAUGUUGUUGAGUCUGACAAGCUUCAUUUUUGGCUUUAAGGUAUCAUCCACCCUCAAGCACCCUCCUUGCGUUGAUCGGCACUAGCGCAUUUUGCAUUUUGCAUCUAAGUCCAUUUUGCAUCUGGUUGUAGCAAAGCUCUUUUAGGGCUGAGAGGUAGAAAUAGGUAAUCUCCCACUAACUUUCACGCCCCGCUGAAAGGGAACGCUAUUUACACAGGUUUUUCUGUUUGUUUUUCAACUCGAAAUGGCUGCGCGACCUAAGAAUAAUACCCUCAAUAUCUACGUGCAAGCCUCUUGCCUUACUUCGCAACGAAUAAUUAACCUUCCCCUUCUUUUGAAGCGAAGUAAAGAGUCAAUUUUUUGUCAUGGCAUUUCUUUAACUCUGAUGGCCGUUGCAAUGGCUAAUCUACCCUGCUUGUUUCACAGAAACUAAUGGGUAAUGUGCUGCUACAUUUGGAGGAAGGAGAACGCCUCGACAUCAAUUGCACACAACUGCUGAAUAACGAGGUAAGAAUGAAGAAGACUCAUGAACACGCUAGACAGUAAUCUUCUCUAAAUACCACAGAUAAAACCCAUUCUUGUGUUAAUUUUAGAGGAAGAAAGGGCCGAGCUUAACCAACCCGUCGGGUAAUGUUCAGCUAUAAUUGUUCACGAGAUUUUAUGAAGAGGGUCCGUAUCAUUAGCAGUGUGCCUCUGUCUUACACCGCCCCCCCCACCCCCCUUAGCACCCCCCCCCCCAACCCCCAUUGUUACUUCCUUUAUAUUUUGUAUCAGGUAACAACGGUUUGUAUUUUCAGUUGGUUCUUUUGGGAGCAGAAGAAGGCCUGUAUUCCAUGUCUCUUGAAAAACCUGGAAGAAGUUCUCCUCGUGCUCUGCCUGGAAUAGACAGAGCUUUUCAACUUGAUAUCAUCAGUGACCUGAAUCUCCUCAUCAUGAUAGCAGGUACUAUAUACUUGUAUGCCACCCGUACUUAUAAGCCCCCCCCCUCCUCCGCCGCCGCCGGUUAACAAAAAAAUACAUCCGUUUAUAAGCACUUCUCUAGCUUGUAUUGAAAUGAAUUAUAUAUUUUACGACGUUUUGAGACUAAAAAAAAGCGAGUAACUUUAAAAAGUGUUAUAAAAAAGCACUGCUAUGUAGCUUGUUUUAAAAACGCUUUUUUAGUCCGGAUUUACUUAAACACGUUCAACUAUGCACUCAUCUUUUAUGCAGUUGUGAAAAUCUCGUAAAUUUUCGAAGGAUUUCGUCCAUUUAACGCAGCCAAAAACGCGGUUUGAAAACGACGGCCCGAAUAUUUCAAGAUUCACCCCAGGGUGCAAAGAAAGUCAGUUUUACUGCUUGCCAUUCGGGCAAGCUGUAGUUAUAGCGUGUACUAGUCCAAAAAAAAUAUUUUGAAGAGCAGGAUUGAUAACAGCCCUUCUUAAUUUGAAUGCCAUUAAAAGCUUCCCUCGCCAGUUGGGAAAGUUAAGAACGGAAUUCACUUGCCUGCUAGCAAAAUCUGCUAGUCCCGGUUUUAAUGGGACACCGUUUUCUUUGCACGCUGAUACAGCCUAUCUCCUUUUAACCUGUUAUUUUUCAUUUACUAUUUUGGAUAUUUCCUGAAAGUCCAUUCCACCGGGAGGUGGAUUCCAUUUUUGAAAUCAGCCGUACAUUUGCUGGACGUACUAAUGUUGGUGACGCCACAGUAAAGGGUUUUUAAGCCUAAGUGACGAUUACGUUAGCCUACUUUGCAGCCGACCCUACGUCUUCAGGAGUUAAUUCGUAUACUAAAGACAAAGUACGUAGAUGUUGACCAGUGAAUGGAUUCGAUGGUUUUUUUUGUCUUUAAGGUAAAGAUCGUCAGUUAUGUAGUCUGGAGCUUAAACAGAUCAUGAGCCGGGCACGUCAGACAAACUCCGCGGUGCCACUGAAUCCUCUCGCUUCACAAGCAAUCGAAAAAAUUACUAACUGCCAUUUGUUUGCUGUUGGACAGGUUUGUAGAAAAUUUUAUACGACCUUUUUAUUCACUAGCGCCGUCAAUAAAAAAGUUUCUAUUUGAAAUCGCAUUAAAAAUGGUUGUUUGUCAGAAACACAAAACUGUUUGUUUUACACUGAGGGCAAGCUCUAUGGGUUCUUACAGUAAAGGGUUGUUAAAACUCAAAUUUAACAAAUAAAUUAACGAAUGACUGUUUAAAGGUAGCACUUCCACGUAUUGGUUGUUCGUCUACCAUUCCUGGUCAGAUUGGAAUUUGGAAGUGUUGGUUUUUAAGGAGAGGGGAAAACCGGUGUACCUGGAGAAAAACCUCUCGGAGCCGCUGAGGGAGAGAACCAACAACAAACUCAACCGUGGCGUCGACGCCAGGAUUUGAACCCAGCCACAUUGUAACGCGCGUGUUUUCUUUUACAGUGUGAGGGUAAUUAUUACAUUUGUGCAGCCACUCCCAACAGUAUUCUGUUAUUGCGGUACAACGCAGGCAUCGGAACAUUUUGUACUCGCAAGGUAAGCGUUCUGUUCGCUCACUUUUGUUCAUGUCCCAUUUUUUUGCCUCAUUAACAUAUGUUUAUCAUUAUCUGGUGAAGGUGAUAAAAUAAAACCUCUGAAUAUUGGAAGAGCAUAACAAUUUCAGUUAUCUCUGAAAAAUUGAGCCCGAUAAACCGAUUUUUUCGAAUAAAUUCUCUUUUAUAAACUCGAAAUUUUUCAGAGAAUGUAUGGCUCGUUUUUUGCCACCCAGCAUUUUCGCAGUUUUUUUAUGGCUGAUAUUUCCUUCAAUAUUGCUUGCAAAGGGGUGAAAAUUGCGGCCACGGCUUCUAUGAGUUAAACAAUGACGUCAGCAGAUAUUCGCCUAUUUUUUCGCAGGAGAUUGAGACCAGCGAGCCUUGCAAUUGCAUUCAUUUCAAUAACAGUCACGUGAUCUACGGUACUGGCAAGUUCUACACCCUUGACAUCAAGCAACACACUGUAAAAGGUUGGCUUAAUAUCUGUUUGUUUUGAAAGUUUUUUUAGCCUUAAUUUUGGUGUCGAGGUCGGCCUGUUCUUCGUUCUUUGGUGUAUUACUCGCAUCGAUUCACCAGCUGAACAAAAACUAGUUAAUCAGUAAAUAGUGUAACUUCUUUUCUCUUUUGCAGAAUUCCUGGACUCUAAGGACCCCUCCCUUGCGUUUGCUGUGUUUGGCGCCUCGCAACUAAACAUCUUUCCUAUUGCUGUGCUGGAUGUCACUAGCCGCGGCUCAAACAGUGAAGAAUUUCUGCUUUGCUUUAAUGGUAAGCCCGUAGGAUAAAGCGAUGCCUGUACGCAUCUGAGGGUAGCCUGCGUCAUAAAGGGACAGACCUUUCCUAGUCCCCAGGCCACGUUAUUCCUCGCGGCCUAUGCUUUUCUGAGACGUUGCAGAGCGACGUCUCCGCUACGUCACCGAAAUGCAUUGACUGAGAAGGCCUGAUAAGUUGCUUUCACAGGAACAAUGGCGAAGGUGGGGAAUUUUCGAGCAGCAUCAAUUUUAUUCGUUGGCAUUUCCCUUAUCAUUUCAUUUAAGUUUUCCGUGCAUGUUUAUCUAGUAGAUUUGUUAAAACGAUUCUAACGAAAUUUGCAACCAUUUGAGUGAAAAAGGACCAAAAGGCAGGUUUUUUGCGUCCGAUAAGCUCGACAAUCACACCAGAUAGAGCGAGGAGAAAGAAAGGAGGAGAAGGGAAAGAAAAUAGUGGUUGCCCUCUUAGUUGUUAUUUUAUAAAAACCGCUUGACGGAAGAGGUGGAAGUUUAUUUGGUGGUAACGUUUUGAAAAAUCCGCUUUUUCGCUCCCUCCCCGAUAACUUUUCCAAUUUACCAUUUGCACAUAUCCCGUAAUACACCUUGUUUGUCCCCCAAAAUUUUGCAUAACCUUUGUUUUUUAUUCCUCCUGGGUAUUACACUCUUCUCAAGACAAAUUAAAGACAAUAAUUACACAAAAUUUUAGGGGGCAAACAAGGUGUUUUAUGGGAGAUAUGCAAAUGACGAAUAGUCCGUUACCUGGCCCCUGCCCUAGGAUGGCUGCUUAAGGAAGGUUUGAAUGGUUGUCUUAAUGAUUCACUGAGUUUGGUGGCAGAUGAAUUUCAUGACAGCUUUAAUUCUCACCAACUACUCUUCGUUCUCUUGUGCUUUUUUAGAGUUCGGAGUGUUUGUAAACAGCGCUGGACGUCAUAGCAGGCAAAAGCCUCUGAUGUGGAGCAGACUUCCGCUUGCGUUUGGUGAGUAUUUAUAUGUUCCAUCCUGCGCCAGAACGUUUAUACUUUUAUUCUCUUUUAAUAAUAUAUAUUUUUUGUUUCUUCCUUUUAGCCUACAGUGAACCCUUCCUCUUUGUCACACAUUUUAACUCGAUUGACGUCUGUGAAAUACCACUCAGCAAUGCUGAGAAUCCUAGGUAAGAAUGACCGUAUUUAUACUUGAGGCCGUCGUAGACUUUAGGGAGAAUACGCCAUUUCCGAGUUCCUAAAAACUGUCACUUUUAUAAACGAGGCUAAGUGCAAAACCUAUCAGCGGAUUCGCGCUUAACCUCGCUUUGAAACAGAGGCUUGGGUGAACUCGGAAAUGGCCUAUUGAACAUCUGGCCGGCUUAAAGUCUCUUCAUGUCGAUCAAGCGCACUUCAGGCCCCAGUUGUUCAAAAGGUGGAUAACACCGCAAUUGGUCCCCUAAAUGCUCGCACUACAUUAUUACUGACACUACAUAAUACUCCCUGGAUACUGAUUUAUCCGGUGGAUCGCGCUAUCCAUCCUUUCAACAAACGGGGUUAAAUGUUUGAUUUAGCGUCACGAUGCCGUCUGUUAAUCCCUGUCCUUACUUGCGAUGAGCAUCAGGUGGAUUUCACAUGCUAUCUGUUAGUUAUCUGUGUAUGCUUAUGUUGUGGCUGGUUUCAAGUUUGUCGUUUUAUAUUCAUUUUUUGCAGUCGUUAUGCACACAAAUUUCUGGAAAUUCGGAAUCCACGUGUUCUUGGUCCAGCAGUAUCUCCAGGGGCAGUUUACCUCGCUUCCACGUUACAGGAGCAAGUAGAAAUGCUUUGUUUCCAGGGAACGUCUGCUCUUGCGAGCGUCUUCCAAUUCCAACCCGAGGAUGACGACGACAACAUGUCGAUCAUCUCCGAGCUAUCCCGAUUGUCAAGCCCGAGUCGCCGAUCAUCUCCGGCUUUGGCUCGUUCACCUUCUUGGAGUCCUGGAACUGCCAAAGUGAAGUCGCUCAGAGAAGGAAGCCUGAAAAAGAGCAGUUCUUUUCGAACUGUAAUGCCGCUGAGAGAAGAAAAUAUGUAAAUGAUCAUGAUCAAUUGCAAAACAAAUAGAGUGACUUUUGAAUUAGCUGGGAAAGAACGGUCGCUUUAGGAAAACCUUGCGCGUUUUCUGCUAAAAAUGUCAAAGACAUGGAUGUCCUUGUCCUACUCGUCUAAGCCUGUUUCAUCCUCCAAUAGUAAUGUGCAGAGAUCGUGAACAAUGAUGCAAAAACGCGC